Messenger RNA from Dichotomopilus funicola, 1368 nucleotides. Its product is annotated as Tubulin/FtsZ, GTPase domain-containing protein. The transcript has 5 exons. Lineage: Eukaryota; Fungi; Ascomycota; Sordariomycetes; Sordariales; Chaetomiaceae. Gene Ontology annotation, cellular component: microtubule; cytoplasm. The coding region runs from base 1 to 1368 and encodes 455 amino acids. Gene Ontology annotation, biological process: mitotic cell cycle; microtubule cytoskeleton organization. The record is from RefSeq and is a predicted model, not a curated record. Gene Ontology annotation, molecular function: structural constituent of cytoskeleton; GTP binding.
AUGAGAGGCGAGGUUCUUCACGUCCACCUAGGCCAGGCUGGUGCCCAACUGGGUAACAGUGCUUGGGAGUUGUAUCUCCUCGAGCACGGGCUCGGAGCGGAUGGUCGCCCGGAUCCUAACGCUAAGGACAUCGCCGAAGGCGGUUCUUUCGAGACUUUCUUCACGGAGACUAGCAAUGGCAAAUACGUUCCGCGGUCCAUCUUUGUCGACCUGGACCCUUCCCCAAUUGACGAAAUCCGCACCGGUUCCUACCGCCAGUUGUUCCAUCCCGAGCUUCUGAUCAACGGGAAGGAGGAUGCCGCCAACAACUACGCCCGUGGGCACUACACCAUUGGCAAGGAGAUGAUUGACAAUGUCAUUGAUCGGAUCCGCCGUGUUGCCGACAACUGCCAGUCGCUUCAGGGUUUCCUGGUCUUCCACUCCUUUGGUGGUGGUACGGGGUCCGGUUUUGGUGCUCUCCUUCUUGAGCGUCUCUCGACCGACUAUGGCAAGAAGUGCAAGCUCGAAUUCACCGUUUACCCAGCGCCACGCCUCUCGUCAGCUGUUGUCGAGCCGUACAAUGCCGUCCUCUCUACUCACAGCACCAUCGAGAACUCUGACUGCACCUUCCUCGUUGACAACGAGGCCGUGUACGAUAUCUGCCGCCGGAAUCUGGACAUUCCCCGCCCGAGCUACGAGCACUUGAACCGCUUGAUUGCCCAAGUUGUCUCCUCGAUUACCUCUUCGCUGCGGUUCGAUGGCGCCUUGAACGUCGACUUGAACGAGUUCCAGACCAACCUGGUCCCGUACCCCCGUAUCCACUACCCGUUGAUCAGCUACGCCCCCGUUAUCUCCGCUGCCAAGAGCGCUCACGAGAGCUUCAAGGUCUCCGAUCUGACCUUCCAGUGCUUUGAGCCCAACAACCAGAUGGUUGUGUGCGACCCCCGCAAGGGCAAGUACAUGGCCGUCGCUCUCUUGUACCGUGGCGAUGUUGUCCACCGCGACUGUAGCGCGGCCGUGGCUCAGCUCAAGGCCAAGGCCUCGUUUAACCUGGUCGAGUGGUGCCCUACCGGUUUCAAGAUCGGUAUCAACUACCAAAAGCCCGUCGCCGUGCCUGCGGCCGCCGAGGAUGGUGGUCUCGCCGGCGUCGAUCGCUCCGUGUCCAUGCUGUCCAACACUACCGCAAUCGCUGAGGCAUGGUCGCGCCUCGACUACAAGUUCGACCUCAUGUACAGCAAGCGUGCCUUCGUUCACUGGUAUGUUGGUGAAGGUAUGGAGGAGGGUGAGUUCAGCGAGGCCCGCGAAGACCUGGCAGCCCUCGAGAAGGACUACGAGGAGGUGGCCGCCGAUUCCACGUACGAGCAGGAGGAGGGCGAGGUUGAUUACUAG